Messenger RNA from Aspergillus affinis, 1572 nucleotides. RefSeq names its product amino acid transporter. Gene Ontology annotation, molecular function: amino acid transmembrane transporter activity. The transcript is spliced from 3 exons. Gene Ontology annotation, biological process: amino acid transmembrane transport. The record is from RefSeq and is a predicted model, not a curated record. Gene Ontology annotation, cellular component: membrane. Lineage: Eukaryota; Fungi; Ascomycota; Eurotiomycetes; Eurotiales; Aspergillaceae. Bases 1 to 1572 code for a protein of 523 amino acids.
AUGCAGCUUAAAGAAAAGCAACAGAACCAUGACAUCACAGAACCCGAUCCCGAUGUCCCAGAUACCCAAGUUGCCUCAAAGGAAGACAUUAUUCCGAUCACCAGCGGUGAACUCCAUCGACGUCUUAACUACCGGCAAGUCCAGAUUAUGGCCUUGGGUGGCUCUAUUGGCACUGCUCUUUUCGUCAAUAUCGGGGGUCCUUUGGCGAAGGGCGGGCCCCUAAGUCUGCUGAUUAGUUUUAUUCUAUAUUCCGCCAUCUUGGCCUGCGUCAACAAUUGCAUUGCGGAAAUGUCGGUUCUGCAUCCGACACCAGGGGGCUUCAUACGGAUGGCCGGUAAAUUUGUUGACGAUGCCUUCGGGUUUAUGGCAGGGUGGAAUUACUUCAUCUUCGAAGCCCUCACUGUCCCAUUUGAGAUCACCGCCUUGAUGAUGACACUGUCUUUCUGGAGGGACGACACCCCAGCAGGUAUCGUGUGCGGUGUAUGCAUCGCUCUGUAUUCUAUAUUGGAUAUUUUUGCCGUGAGGGUGUACGGCGAAAUCGAAUUAUGGGGUUCCAGUGGCAAAGUACUGCUUAUAUCCAUCCUCUUCACAGUUACAUUCGUUGUAAUGGUGGAUGGGAACCCUCAAUAUGAUGCCUUCGGCUUUCGAUACUGGAAUAACCCUGGCCCUAUGGCUGAAUACUUGAGCUCUGGAAGCCUAGGUCGCUUUGAAGGUUUUCUCGGCUCUCUGUGGAUGGCCAGUUUCACGAUUGUCGGCCCGGACUACGUUACCAUGAUAGCUGCUGAGACACAACACCCAAGAACCUAUGUCAAAAAGGCUUUCCAAAUGCUUUAUUGGCGGUUCGGUAUCUUCUUCGUUCUGGCUGCUGUGAGCGUCGGUAUCCUUCUUCCCUACAAUGACCCAACCCUUAUCGCGACAUUUAUCACAGACGCCAGCUCCGGCACUAAGGCUGCAGGAUCCCCAUUCAUUAUUGCCAUGGGGAAUAUGCAAAUCUCUAUUCUCCCUGACUUGAUGAACGCCCUUCUAGUAACGACCAUUUUCUCGGUUGGGAACAGCUACUUGUUCUGUGCCAGGAGUGCCUAUAUAUUGCGUACUAGUUGUGAUAUGCUUUCCCCUUUGUCUCUAUUGCAGCUCGGUAACGGAUCAUCGCAAGCGCUAACAUGGCUCACGAAUAUUCUGACUACCGGAGGACUGAUCAUCUAUUUCGUCAUGGCAGUGACUAAUCUGUUUUUCCACCGCGCUUGUCAGGCGCAAGGAGUCGACCGCACCACCUUCCCUUGCUAUGGACGAUUUCAACCGUACAGUACGUGGGUUGUAGUUAUCGACGAGGGACUCAUCAUUUUAUGCUACGGCUAUGCCAGCUUCUACCCUUGGGAUAUCAGCACCUUUUUUACACAUUAUACCUUGGUCAUUCUCGCGCCUAUCUUAUUCUUCUUUUGGAAUUGUGUCAAAAGGACAGAAAUUAUUCGCCCUCAAGAAGCAGACUUGAUUUGGGAACGACCUAUUGUCGAUAGUUAUGAGGCGACGAUGCUUCCCAAACCUCGCGGAUUCUGGGCGGAGACACUUCAAUAG